This is a messenger RNA of Rhodamnia argentea, 2489 nucleotides long. Its product is annotated as disease resistance protein RPV1-like. Bases 16 to 2259 code for a protein of 747 amino acids. The transcript is spliced from 3 exons. Gene Ontology annotation, biological process: defense response. Gene Ontology annotation, molecular function: ADP binding. NCBI's taxonomy places the organism in Eukaryota, Viridiplantae, Streptophyta, Magnoliopsida, Myrtales, Myrtaceae. The record is from RefSeq and is a predicted model, not a curated record.
UUGUAGGUGGCUACAAUGGAAGAGAAAAGACAAGUUGCCACUAUCGAAAAAGGUGUUGGAACAGAUGAUCAAGUCAAUCACAUCAUGAGCUUGAUGGAUACUAAUGAUAAGGGCAAGCGGAUCGUUGUCUUUGUCCACGGAGAAGGUGGGAUUGGCAAGACAACUCUUGCAAAACUCGUGUACAACCAAGUCUGCUGUGAAUUCGAUGGCUGUAGCUUCCUUGCAGAUAUUGGAGAAACAACUCAAGUAUUUGGAGGGCUUCAGCUUUUGCGAACCAAGUUGAUUUCUGAUGUUCUAAAACGGGAACUUGAGGAUGUUGCUUUUGUCAACAGGGGAAUUGAGUUUUUCAGGGACUUAUUCUGCAACAUGAGAGUUCUCAUAAUCCUUGAUGAUGUGGAAAAUGUGUUUCAUCUCCAGAAACUCAUUGGAGAUUUCUUUGAUUGCUUUGCUUCUGGAAGUAGGAUCCUUGUUACCACCAGAAACAGUGUCAUCCCAGAAGAGUCUCCUCAGAUCCGGACAUAUCAUGUUAGUUGGUUGGAUAAUGAUCAGGCUCUUCAACUCUUUAGGCAACAUGCAUCCAUACCAACUUCUUCCUCACAUAGCAACUUCGUGCUUUCUCACCAUGCUCGUAAUACUAUGGCAGGACUUCCAUUGUUCAUUGAAGUUAUGGCUGCAGUAUUCCAUGGUAAAACCUGGAUGGAAUGGAAUAAAUUACAACGGCAUUGGUGGUCACAAUACAGCCUCUGGGAUUUUCAGAGAAUUUUGAAGGAAGCAUGUCUAGAAAUAAAUUAUGGGAAGAAACAGAUAUUUCUGGAUAUUGCCUGCUUUACCACCGGCGUAGAUAGUCGAGUUGCUUUUUACCUAUGGUAUGACUUCUCUUUCCUCCCUUCGAUUGAAAUUCCCACUCCCCUAGCCAAAAUUGGAGAAAACAAUCAGAUAUGGAUGCAUAGCAUGUUGAGGCGGCUUGGCAGAGAAAUCGUUCGUGGGGAGAGUCUUGCAGAUCCAGGAAGGCGGAGUAGAUUAUUUAAUCAUGAAAUAGCUCUCCAUACGAUAAAGCAGAAAAAGGUGAAAGGAACAGAAAAGGUUGAGGCACUCUGUCUUAACUUUCAUCAGCGUACUUCAGACAAACUCACACCAGAAGAUUUUAAGAGCAUGCCAAACUUGCGGUUUCUCCAAUUGGAUCAUGCAGUCAUUGCCGGAGAUUUCGCUAACGUUUUUCCAAAUUUAAGGUGGCUCCGUUGGCGAGGAUGUCCUCGACAUCUGCAAGUAACUAAUUUUCACUUAGGAAACUUGACGAUUCUCGACUUGUCCUGGAGCGAAGUCACGAAAGACUGGGAAGGCUGGGAUCAAUUCAAGAUGCAAAACUUGAGAGUUCUAGAUCUUACAGGUUGUACGGACUUAUUAGUCACUCCUAAGUUCUCUAGUUGCCAAAAUCUGGCCAUGUUGAUUCUGGAGCGAUGUUCACAAUUGGUCAAGAUAGAUAAUUCGAUCGGCGAUUUGAAGUGCUUGGUUUCCCUGAAUUUGAAGUUCUGCACAGAGCUCAGCAUGUUGCCGGUAGAAGUGGGUCACCUGACAGCUCUGAAAGAGCUUCUCAUGGACGGGACUUCGGUACAAGAAAUUCCCAUCUCCAUUGGUCAUUUAAAGCAGCUUGAAACUCUGAGCGCCUCAAACUGCUUCUCAUUGAGUCAGCUACCGAGAACAAUAUGUCACCUGACAAGUAUCUCACUUCUUUCCCUGGACGGCUCCAGAAUCACAGCACUUCCCGAUUCCGUUGGAGAACUGGUCAGACUUAAACACUUGUCACUGAGGGAUUGCCGCCGAAUAAGAAAACUUCCAAACUCCAUUGGCAAUAUAGGGAGAUCGUUAGUCGAGUUAGACGUGUCGGGGAGUGGCAUUUCCAAGUUUCCAGAUUCGCUAAAAAAACUGCAGAAGUUGAAGGUGCUGAGAAUGGAUUCUUGUUUCUUUAGUGAGUUCCCUCCUGGUAUCGGAGAGCUGACUAGCCUUGAAGAAAUAUAUGCCUCCUGGUGUCGGAGUCUCGAGGGAGGCGUUCCGAGCGAGAUCGGGAAACUGCAAAAUCUGAGAAUCUUGAGGCUGCGACAUUCUACUAUUUCCAGCAUACCGGCAGAGAUCCACCAACUUUCCAAUCUUCGGACCCUUGAUUUACUUCACUGCGACAUGAUCAAAGAGUUGCCAACGCUUCCCUCUAGCAAAACGAUUUUGUACGUAGAUGAUGAACUGAAGUCUUCGCAUCUGCCGUAGCUAUGCCUCUGAUGAAUGCUAGGCUCUACAGACCCUGGCGAAAUGAUGGCCUUUCCAUUUACCUUUAUGUUUCAUUCCAGAUUUGAAUAUGGAUGUCACCAAAAGGAUGUGUUUUUCUGAAGUUUGCGAAGUCGUUUCAUCUGAAAACAUGGUAACUUUGUACGCGUGUAUACGUGUAUGUACUCAUCCCUAUGAUAAAUUUCCUUAAUGACCGAGGCGAAAAUUUCUAA